AAAGGUGUUGACUUAUAAUAAAAGUAACAUGUACAUAUUUGUAACGUGGUUGAAGGGUUAUGAUGUUGGGUUUCAAAUUCCAUAGUCAAUUAGUCAUCUCGUAACCCGUAUUGAUCCAAUUGAUCAAACUUGAUUAGAUUUGAGCCUAAUUGAUCCACCCAUAAAAGCUAAGAGUGAGUGUAGCUGAAAUAAAUCUUAAACAGAUCCAAGAAUUGGAAGAGGUGAUGAUCCAAUUUAGGCUUAUUAAACGAUAUUCAGGUAGCUUUCCCUGUCGCACACUUUGGCAAUCAACCGUUGCAGCCACUUUCUCAGACUCAGAUAUUUCAGCAUGUAUUGUGGACGAUCGGAACCUUCUUGCUCCCACUCUCAACUCCAAAACCGGUCUUCACGUUCUGGACCUCAUCGACCGCGGUUCGCUCCAACCGGACCGAACCCUUUACAAUGCGCUGUUAAAGAGAUGCACCCAGCUGGGGAAGCUCAAAGAAGGAAAACUAGUGCAUUCUCACGUUCUCAAUUCCAAGUUCAAAAACGACAUCGUUAUUCAAAACUCAGUUCUCUUCAUGUAUGCGAGGUGUGGCAGUUUGGAAGACGCGCGCCGUUUGUUCGACGAAAUGCCCUGCAAGGACAUGGUUACUUGGACCUCCAUGAUUACUGGCUAUGCUCAGAAUGAACGUGCCAAUGAUGCGCUUGUGUUGUUUCCUUUAAUGCUCCGCGAUGGGGCGAAGCCCAAUGAGUUUACAUUGUCGAGUUUGGUGAAGUCUUGUGGGUUUAUUGCCAGUUAUAAUGAUGGGAAGCAAAUUCAUGCGUCUUGUUGGAAGUUUGGAUGUCACUCCAAUGUGUUUGUGGGGAGUUCUCUUGUUGAUAUGUAUGCUAGGUGUGACUACUUGGGGGAGGCGCGGUUGGUUUUCGAUGAGUUGGGGCGUAAGAAUGAGGUUUGUUGGAAUGCUUUGAUAGCUGGUUAUGCGAGGAAGGGUGAAGGAGAGGAAGCUUUGGCUUUGUUUGUGAAGAUGCAAAGGGAAGGUUAUAGACCGACUGAGUUUACUUAUUCGGCGCUUUUGUGUUCUUCUUCGAGUAUGGGAUCUCUAGAGCAAGGGAAAUGGCUUCAUGGGCAUAUGAUGAAAUCGGGUAGGAAGUUGGUUGGUUAUGUGGGGAACACUCUUCUGCACAUGUAUGCAAAGUCGGGGAGCAUUCAGGAUGCAAAGAAGGUUUUUGAUCGGUUGGUGAAAGUGGAUGUGGUUUCUUGCAAUUCGAUGCUGAUAGGAUAUGCCCAACAUGGGCUUGGAAAGGAAGCUGUGCAGCAGUUUGAGGAAAUGAUAAGGGUUGGGAUUGAACCCAAUGAUAUUACAUUCCUUUCUGUUCUUACUGCUUGCAGCCAUGCUAGACUUCUGGACGGGGGUAAACAUUAUUUUGGAUUGAUGAGAAAGUACAAUAUUGAACCAAAGGUCUCGCAUUAUGUGACAAUUGUUGAUCUUCUUGGUCGAGCUGGUCUUCUUGAUCAAGCUAAGAAUUUCAUAGAAGAAAUGCCAAUUGAACCUACUGUAGCUAUCUGGGGUGCUUUGCUUGGUGCCUCUAAGAUGCAUAAAAAUACAGAAAUGGGUGCUUAUGCUGCUCAGCGGGUUUUUGAGCUUGAUCCUUCUUAUCCAGGGACACAUACAUUGCUUGCUAAUAUUUUUGCCUCUGCUGGUAGGUGGGAGGAUGCUGCAAAAGUCAGGAAGAUAAUGAAAAAUAGUGGGUUGAAGAAGGAACCAGCUUGUAGUUGGGUUGAAAUUGAGAAUUCUGUCCACGUUUUUGUGGCCAACGAUGUUGCUCAUCCACAGAAUGAUAAGAUUCAUAAAAUGUGGGAGAAGCUAAAUCAGAGAAUUAAGGAGAUUGGGUACGUUCCUGACACUAGUCAGGUGCUUCUGUUUGUAGACCAAAGAGAGAAGGAAUUAAAUUUACGGUAUCAUAGUGAGAAGCUGGCUCUUGCAUUUGCCCUUCUAAAUACUCCUCCUGGAUCCACCAUACGCAUUAUGAAGAAUAUUAGGGUUUGUGGUGAUUGCCACUCAGCAAUAAAAUAUGUGUCAUCGGUGGUGAAUAGGGAAAUCAUAGUGAGAGACACCAAUCGGUUCCAUCACUUUCGUGAUGGUUUCUGCUCGUGUGGGGACUAUUGGUAGUGCCAAUUUUUAUCAACUGAUCAUAGAGAAGUAUUGUGGGAUAGUUAGAGAAUACUAUUCAUUUAUACCUUAUUCACUCUGUUUCUGGUUUAGUUGAUUUUCGCAAGAUUCUCUUCUUAUUAUGUGAUUUGACAGUUAAUUUUUGCAUGAACGUAAUGUCUGAAUCUGAAGGUUCAAGUAAAUAUAAGAUAUGAACGUGCUAAGGUUACAAUAUGCAAGGGUAAGUGUCUAAGUGAGACUUAGUUAUUUAGCUUCUUAUUUGAGGCAGAAAAUCAGGUUAUAGUAUGAAAUUAUUCAUUUAUUUUUGUUCCUGAGAUACGUCCAAAAAUCAUAUUUUACCGGUUGUAUACUAAUUUCUGCUCUCUUGUACAAGAUAAUCUUAGAAGUCCCUUUUUUUCUUCUGUUUAGAAUUUAUUGUCUUUCAAUAACUUUCCUGUUUACUAUUUUGUCAUUGUUUGUCAGUGCUUGUUGUCAUUUGGUGAAAUAUUGGAGACAAACUUCCUGGUUUAGUGUAUAGGAUUUCUAGUAACACCACUAAUAAUGCAUUCUGUUUGAGUAUUCUUAUUGAAGCCUAUCUACAAUUUUCGCUUGAUGUGAGCUUUCAUAUCCUGUCAUUCUAUUUUAAUAACUACCUGUACUUUAUGCUAGCCUCAAAUUGUUUUACCAGCAUAUUUAUUUAUUUAUCUUAAUUUUAUUGUUCUUUAUCAGUCUAAUGAGCUGUGCUGUUUCUUUACAGUUUACACAGAAACAUAUUGCUGCCCAUGGGUGACUUUUAUUAUUGAUUCCUGUAUUAACUGAAAUCAGCUAUCUAUUUUUCUCUUCAGUGACUAUAAAGACUGGCAAGAUAGAUAAUUGAUGAGUUCUCAGAAAAGGCAUCACCUACAAAUAAGCCCAAAUUUGCUUUGCAUCUUUUAAAAAUAAAAUGUUUCUUGACAAAAAUAAUUAAAUCGUCUCUGGUAGUGUGUUGAUGUUAUUUGGUUGUUCCAGGUACAAUAUCUAAUGUAAGUAACAACGGAAAUGCUAUUAUAGUUGAUUGCUGGGUCUUUCGCUCCCAUUUUCUAGCUCUUUGAUCCUGAUAGUAAACUAGCACCAAAUCUGAUUUGACCGUCUGUCGAUCCUUGCUGUUUAGCAGUUUCACUUCUUCUUAGCUGAGAAAAAUUUGUUUCAAACCCUGCUUUUUUUCUUUAUGCCACACCCCGAAGAAUUGUACUUUAUCAACAAAAAUGCAGGAGCAAAUUUAGGAUAUCUCUGUAUCAUUAUUACAAGAAUAAAUGGAAACACAGAAUUCCCUCAUUAAUGGAAUUCUUGUGAAUAAAUUGAUC
Messenger RNA from Abrus precatorius (Indian licorice), 3475 nucleotides. RefSeq names its product pentatricopeptide repeat-containing protein At3g24000, mitochondrial. Gene Ontology annotation, biological process: RNA modification. Gene Ontology annotation, molecular function: zinc ion binding; RNA binding; protein binding. The record is from RefSeq and is a predicted model, not a curated record. Lineage: Eukaryota; Viridiplantae; Streptophyta; Magnoliopsida; Fabales; Fabaceae. The transcript has 2 exons. The coding region runs from base 225 to 2153 and encodes 642 amino acids.